UUGGAAAAUCAUCCAGAUUUUUUUUACAUAUUUUGGGUUAAGGGAAGCUAACAAAUUUUAUAAGCCUUCAAAUAAGCAUAAAGAAUACUCUAAAUUGGGUGAAAACAUUUUUUGGAUUAAAUAAUUUUAAUUAAAAAAUAAUUAAUUAUUUUUAGAUUAUUUUUAUUUAAAUUUACUUUAAAAAUGGUUAAUGGUGAAUUACUUAAAAAGCAAAUACAGCAAUUUAAAUUAGGAAAGGAUGCUGCCGCCGAUUAUUAUAAAGAACUUUUUUCUAAACAUUCUGAUGUUGCUGAUGCUUAUGGAGGUGUUGAUCCAGAAACAGUUGGAAGGUCACAACGUUAUAUAAUGAUGGCAAUGAAUGAAAUACAAGCUUUAAUGCAAUUACCCGAACAUGUUAAAGAUGAACGUUCUUGGCGUUCUUCUCUCUCAAAUGUUAAGGAACAUUACAGUGACAGUGAUGUUCCUUUAUCUAAUUUUAUUAAAACAAAAGAUGCUUGGUUGGCAAUUAUGCAAAAAUAUGCUGGGGGAUUAAGCGCUGAACAAAAAAAGGAAUGGGAAGAAUUAUUUACCAAAGCCUCUUCUGAUAUGAAAAAAUGGGGAUGGAUUUAA
Molecule: messenger RNA, 609 nt
Organism: Meloidogyne enterolobii
Lineage: Eukaryota; Metazoa; Nematoda; Chromadorea; Rhabditida; Meloidogynidae
Source: the annotation of a GenBank genome assembly